This is a messenger RNA of Glarea lozoyensis ATCC 20868, 1353 nucleotides long. Its product is annotated as Alpha-L RNA-binding motif. The coding region runs from base 1 to 1353 and encodes 450 amino acids. The transcript has 3 exons. The record is from RefSeq and is a predicted model, not a curated record. Gene Ontology annotation, cellular component: mitochondrial small ribosomal subunit. Lineage: Eukaryota; Fungi; Ascomycota; Leotiomycetes; Helotiales; Helotiaceae. Gene Ontology annotation, molecular function: rRNA binding; structural constituent of ribosome. Gene Ontology annotation, biological process: positive regulation of translational fidelity.
AUGUCGCGGAAAAGGUUUCAUGGGUUGAAGCGAGUGAAAGUUCGCAUGACAUGGAACAAAUACAAUCUUUAUAACCUCAGUCGAUUGCGGCCGCGUUUCUCUUUUGGCACAUUCUUUCAGCAAAAAUGGGCCGCUAAAUCUGCCUCAAGGGCGUACCAUGGCGAGCAGAUCCGCGAGAAACAAUGGCAGAGGAUGUUUACAUCAAAGUUGGACGCGGUCAUUCCUAUGGAUUACAAAUAUCUAGCACAGCACGACGGCUCGGAACUUGCUGCAGGGCGUGGAUCUGGACUAGAGCAAAAGCGUUACGACCCAAACGACCCUCAGAUGAAAGAGCCAAGGAAGAAAUUCAAGAUACCCUAUAUGGCGCAGACCUUUGCUCCCAUAGAGCGGCGAUUAGACGUAGCUGUUUUUCGGGCAUUGUUUGCAAGCAGUGCGAGGCAGGCAAGACAAUUUGUGACGCAUGGCAGUGUCAAGGUCAAUGGUCAAAAGAUGCCUUACCCAGGAUACUUGCUCAAUCCAGGAGACAUGUUUCAAGUCGAACCGGAGCGCGUUCUCUUUGCAACUGGUCAGACGAAGACAGCCGAACAAGUAAAGAAAGGUCGCGAGAAAAGAAAAGUUCAGCGUGAGGUGAAUGCCAGAAGGCACGAAAAGAGGAUUGAGGCUCGAGCACAAGCUUUGAAGAAUGCCGCAGCGAAAAUAGCGGCACAAAAGAAGGAAGCACUGGCCCCAACACCACGCCCGAUACUAAGUGAGCCCAUGGGGGAUGUGGAGGCGAGGAAACAGAGGAGGUCAGAUUUACAGGCUCUGGUCACGCAAGUCAAAGCUUUGAUGGAAAACACCAAGAGCCCACCUUCGGCAAAGAAGAAGCAGGAGUUGCGGAAGUUCACUAAGGAUGUGAGACAAACCAUGGCUUCAGUCAAUCGCAAACCAAUUGACGAUUUGGAUGGAGAUCUCGCUAAACUCGUCGACCGACUGACCUUAACCACCGGAAAAUCAUUACCAGCUGCGAAAACACUUCAGCCUCCUACAAAGACCGAGACGGCCCCAGCUUCACAAUCUUCCAGUGUGGUUACAACGGUCUCCAAUGCCGCAAAACAACGAGCCCGCAAGGCUUUACAGGAAAGUCGCCAAAAUAUCAUUGACGAAUCUAAGCCGUACGCAACCCCAUGGCGGCCACGACCUUAUAUGAGUGCUUUCGCAUUUGUUCCCCGAUACUUAGAAGUAAACCACAAAAUCUGCUCAGCAGUUUAUCUUAGACAUCCUGUGGCGAAAGCGGGACUUUCAGAGGUACCUUCCCCUUUCGCCCCCGACACACUGCAACUGGCGUUCAACUGGUAUUUGAGAAGACGGUAG